AUGUCCACUUCAUCUAACGCCGGCACACAGAUCGACAUCGAAUCUAGGCCCCUGGACACCGCAGGCGAAAGGUUGCUUUCGCCAAGUGAGGACGACGAGUCCACCUGGACAAAAGCUUCUCAUGUGCUAUCGUUUCUUACCGCGCCUCAAUCAGAUACAAGUCCCGGAGAUUUACCUGUAGAUGACGGACCUCUAAUUCCCAUUGAGGAUUAUCGAUGUUUUCGCCAAGGUCUCACAGACCCUGUCACUUUGACCAUAACUCCAGCAGUGUUCAGUGGCACCACUAUUGACACUGAACAGGCUAUCAAAAGCGUCGUCCAAGUGACCAAUUUCUUCUGCAAUCAUCUAUCAAGAUGCUAUCCAACAAGCAACAGUGAUCAAUGUCCCAAAGUCAAUGGAAAGGUCGGUCGUCAGUACGAUUUUACCUUGAACUCACUGCCCGUCGAUGUCAAAACCGCUCUUUGCCAAGGGAAACUGUUAGACAAGUUCCGCUCUAUCGAACUUACCAUGAAACCUAGGGGAGAUCGUUUAUUAGAUUCCUUCAAAGAGGCUCACAGAGGAAAUACUGAUGUUACUAAACAGGGAAAACUCAUCGCUGUUCCCGCCCAUUCGGUAUCGGGGGGAUUUGGUGAAUAUGAUUUCCAGUACACAUCAUCGCGAACCAGCACCGAGCUUGAUUUGACAUUCAACGUAGAUUCGCCAAAUACUUGUGCAGUCGCUGGAAGGGAUGAUACCGCAACUAGGGAUGAACUUGGAAGUUUGGUACAAGAUCGGACCUUUUCAAUGACUGGAGUGACAUACCUGAUUGUCAGAGGAACGGGAGUGAACGAUGCGUGGGAAAAUCGUAUGGAGGCGGAUCAGCGCGAGCGUGAAGCGGCUGCUGACGAAAUCUACGCGCGUGAGGCGACACAUUCAUCGCCCGCAGAAACAGCGACAGAGCUAGGAAUAAGAUACUUGGCGGAGCAGCUUGAGGCAUUGCGCCCACGCCUUUAUGGACCUGGACGACCUUGA
This is a messenger RNA of Kwoniella shivajii, 1011 nucleotides long. RefSeq lists its product as uncharacterized. The record is from RefSeq and is a predicted model, not a curated record. Bases 1 to 1011 code for a protein of 336 amino acids. The transcript has a single exon. Lineage: Eukaryota; Fungi; Basidiomycota; Tremellomycetes; Tremellales; Cryptococcaceae.